This is a messenger RNA of Phanerochaete carnosa HHB-10118-sp, 1902 nucleotides long. RefSeq lists its product as uncharacterized. The transcript has 8 exons. NCBI's taxonomy places the organism in Eukaryota, Fungi, Basidiomycota, Agaricomycetes, Polyporales, Phanerochaetaceae. The coding region runs from base 39 to 1724 and encodes 561 amino acids. The record is from RefSeq and is a predicted model, not a curated record. Gene Ontology annotation, molecular function: oxidoreductase activity, acting on paired donors, with incorporation or reduction of molecular oxygen; monooxygenase activity; heme binding.
CUUGCCUUUGACCGCUGGUACGCAAUCACAAGCGAGCGAUGUCUCUGCUAUUCGACUUCAAGAAUGCGCUUGACUCGCGGGUCGUUGUUCCCGCUGCUAGUGCUGCUGUAUACUUGAUCUACAAGAAGUACGAACCGAGUAGCCCUGCAUCAGCGGUCCUUCUCCUGGGCAUCACCCCUGGCGCCCUCGUCGUCACUCUCCACUCGCACUUCAGUUCUUCCGUCAUCGCAGCCUUCAUUAUCUACGUUUCUUAUUGGUCUCUCCUUGCCACCAUUGUCGUUGCGUACCGUCUAUCACCGUUCCAUCCCCUCGCUCGCUAUCCAGGACCUGUGCUAUGCAAGAUCUCGAAGGGCUGGCUGGCGUAUGUCGCUGGGAAAGGCGGCAAAGCGCAUCUGUAUGUCCAGGACCUGCAUAUGCGCCAUGGCGAGGUGGUUCGAAUCGGGCCAAAUGAGUUGUCGAUCACACACGGGGACAUCACAGACGCUGUUCUCGGGGCGAAGGGCCUCCCCAGAGGGCCAUAUUAUGAUACUCGCCAGCACGAAGCCGGCAUGAGUCUCGACGGCAUGCGCGACCAGGCUCUUCAUGCUGUACGGCGCCGGCCCUGGGCAAGGGGCAUGAGCAGCGCUGCGAUGAAGUACUAUGAAGAGCUCAUCCAGAACACGCUGGGUGACUUGGUCGCUAGCCUAAAGCAGCGGAUGAACAAUCCCCUGGACAUUUCCGAGUGGAUGACGUUCUUCGGGUUUGAUUUCAUGGGGCAUAUGGCGUACACUUGCGACUACGGCAUGUUGAAGAAUGGGUACGACAAGGAGGGAUUGUUCGAUCUUAUUGAACGUGCUAUGCAAGACUCGGCUUGGAUCUCCCACAUACCAUGGUGUCUCCCGUACCUCCUAUUCAUCCCCGGAGGUAGUAAGGAUUGGGACCGGAUGAAAGCACUGGGCGAGCAGACUGUCGAGGAUCGAAUUGCUCUUGGCUCCACCCAUCGUGAUCUAUUUCAUCACCUCAUGGACGAGGAUGGCCACGAACCAGUCAAGCCCACCAAGGCACUAGUUGCCGUUGACGGGAUGCUGGCGAUCAUAGCUGGAGGGGAUACCACUGCAACCACCCUCAGUCACCUGUUCUAUUUCCUGCUACGCUACCCCACGUACUUCGAACGUCUUCGCAAGGAGAUAGACGAAGCCUUCCCUCACGGCGAAGACUCUUCGCUGAACUUCACCAAGCAGGCGAGCAUGCCACUCCUUAACGCUUGCAUCAAUGAGACUUUGCGCCUAUACCCACCUGUUCUGGCUGGUCUGCAGAGGCGCGUGGAAUCUGGCAUGGGGGGAAAGAUGAUUGGUCCUUACUUCAUCCCUGAAGAGACGCAGGUAUCGCUCAUCGCAUAUUCAAUUCACCGCGACCCUCAGCAUUUCUCACCACUCGCGAACACGUUCUGGCCAGACCGGUGGCUCUCCCAAGAAAAAUAUCUAUCACCUUCCGGAGACAUCAUCGCUGCUGAUGAGGUCAUUACGAAUCGCGACGUCUUCAUCCCGUUCUCACAGGGUCCGAUGGGCUGCGCAGGCAAGAACGUCGCACUGACUGAGAUGCGCUCAGUAACGUGCGCGCUGAUGCAGAAUUUCGACGUAAAGAUUGCAGACCAAUCUUUCCUGGAUACCUGGGAGGACAAGAUUGAAGAGAUUUUCACGACAAGGAGGGGUACCCUACCGGUGAUCCUCAGUCUGCGUGCAUGAUUCAGAACUAUCCUCCGCGCUUUGAUUAUUGCAACAGCUCGGCCAUCGAGCCGUAUUGUAUUGUUCGACUAUACGCCAAGAACACAGUAUUAGUGAUGUAUUCAACGCCUCUGACUGUACGCUGUUGCGUGAUAUGUCGGGAUGACUGAAACGCUCCGGCCACCUUUGGGCUGAAAUU